Messenger RNA from Adineta steineri, 483 nucleotides. The record is from the annotation of a GenBank genome assembly. NCBI's taxonomy places the organism in Eukaryota, Metazoa, Rotifera, Eurotatoria, Adinetida, Adinetidae.
AUGGAUACCGAUAAUGCACAAUCUAUACCCGAUAAAAAAUCUUGUGUAAUUGACUCUGAUAUUAAAAGAAAAAUAUUGGAAUAUAAACAUGAAAAUCCAUCCCUCUUUGCAUGGGAAGUUCGUGAUUGUCUUUCGGAAGAAAUGAAUUGCAAGUUAGAAGACCUUCCAAGUGUAUCAUCAAUACAUACACUUUUAAAAAAUCUUGAUUCAAAAUCCGGAGAUAAACAUCAAAAUCAAACAUCGUUUACACAAAAACAAAAUGAUGGGUUAGAACAAGUUUUUAAUAUUAAACAUUAUCCCGAACUAUCUGAACGUGAAAAACUUGCAUUAGAAUUCAAUAUAUCUGAACCAAGAAUUCAAAUAUGGUUCCAAAAUCGUCGAAUGGAAUAUCGUGAAUCUGAAAAAGUAAAAUUUCAUCAGCAAGAUCAACCAAAGCAGCCAACUGAUUUGCUCUCAGCAAAUAAAUUCUGCUCUUUACUUUAA